Polistes dominula (European paper wasp) is the source of this 4641-nucleotide messenger RNA. RefSeq names its product cilia- and flagella-associated protein 43. Gene Ontology annotation, biological process: cilium assembly. Gene Ontology annotation, cellular component: axoneme. Gene Ontology annotation, molecular function: protein binding. Lineage: Eukaryota; Metazoa; Arthropoda; Insecta; Hymenoptera; Vespidae. The record is from RefSeq and is a predicted model, not a curated record.
AUGACCACUGAAAGCACGUGGAUUCCAGGUUGGAUACGUGGUGAAAAGAUUGAAGAUAUUAUUUUUAUUGGCAGAGACGUUCUCGCUUGGUCCACUGGUGUUCAUAUUAUUUUUCUACAAAUUAGUAGCAAAAAACGAUUCAUAAAACGUUGCAUUGAUCAGAGUACUGGUGAUGGUGCUUGUUGUCUUUCAGCACAUACCACCCAUUCGAUAUUUGCGUUUUCUGAAAAAACACUUCAACCUAGAAUCCUGAUAUAUCAUUAUCCUUCAUUAACAAAGAUUUCCGAAUGCGUACGUGGAUCCAAAGGUGGUUAUUUGGCAACUGCAUUUACCGCAAACGAUUAUCUACUGUCAAUUGGUUAUUUUCCUCAUUUUCCAAUGACACUUUGGUCUUGGAAAACUGGUGAUAAAAUUAUCGAAGUUAACACACACAUUCGAGAUGACGUAGGACAAAUGCUCAAAAUUAAUCAAAUUGGACCAACACUCGUAGCACAAAUGGGAAAAACUUGUGGCAAAUUUACAGAUUAUGAGAUAAAAUUACCAAAAGAUGAGAAGAUACGUUGGGUAGAUUGGUGUCCAUCACCGUGUGAUCCAAUUUUAGCGAUCACUGAUCAUGAUGGUCAUGUAUAUUUGAGUAACGAGGAUGGUACUGAUGUGCAUCGUAUUAUCCUAUCACAACAUUGCCAAGUAUGUAAAGAAUAUGAGAAUCCAAUUGUUUGUUGGUAUCGUAAUGGAAUCAUUUUGAAAACUACAUUUUGUCAAAUACGUUAUUACAAAAAGGAUACUAAUUCUAAUACUUGGAACAAAUUGUGGUCUAUCAAAUCUACGAACAAACCUUACAUACUGGUGACACAUCCUUUAAAAGAUGAUUGGUUAUUUUAUUACACUAUCGAAAGACAUUUGAUGCAAAUUCAAUUUGUGGAAAACCAAACUACACCUACGGUAGAAAAAUAUUUGCAUCAUGGUAUUAAGUAUCGUUAUCUUGAUUUUAUAUAUCCAUGGUGUCAUCAUGUGGUAGCGAUCAGUGAAGAUUUGAAAGAUUUGAUUGUAUUAGAGUGUAAAAGUGGAUUAGAAAUAGGAAAAAUAUCUCCAGAAACGAUAGGUGAUAUUUCCUGUCAAGCUUCACAUCCAGAUUAUCCAUUGAUCACAUUGACUACCAAUCAGGGUGAAGUAUUGAUGAUUAGUACGAUCGAUCCAAAGAAUCCUGAGAUUAUUUUGAAAAUGAGAUUGUAUAAAAAACCACUGGAUUUGAUCAAAUUUUCUUCCUCUGGCAGGUCUCUCGUUGUGGGUUAUAAAAUAUCUGGUGAUUGUUUUUGCAUCAGUUUAAAAGAUAAUUCGUACACGGUGAUAGGCCAAGUUCGUUUGAAAAGAAAAAUCAACGAUGUUUUAUUAUUUGAUUCUCGAAAGGGUAUUAAAUUAUUUGCUUUAAUCGUCACAUCGAUAAAAUAUCUCGUUGGAGAAAAAAUUGCCAUUUAUGAGGUGUCCAAGGAACAAGUUAGCUCUGAUGAAAUGAUCGCAACAUUGAAUUUACAAGCCCCAUUUCGUAAUAUUUAUACCGUACCUGGAAAUCAUCAAUUAAUUGUGGGUACACCUUAUUUGACACGAAACUUACACGUAUUGAAAUUAUUAGAAACAAAAUCUAACAUCAUCAAAAUCGUCAAUUCAAUGCGAACGAAUCAUAAUUACCGUUGUGCACGUCUCUUUGUUGAUCGUAAUUGGUUGACAACUGCUGCAUACGAUGGUUUGAUCAUCGUCAGAGAUAAGUUGAUUAAAGAAAUUGUAGGGACUAUGAUGACACAUCAUAGACAGGAUUUUGGAACUGUUAAAGGUCUGGUUAAUCCUAAUGCUAAUUUGGCUGUUGUCCUUGGUCAUGAUGGUUCGUUGGUGGGGAUGAAAAAAGUAGAACAAAUGGAUGAUGUUACGAAGAAAUUGUAUCCAGUUGAUGAAUUUACAUCUGAGAAAGAAGAAAAUGGUAUACUUGAUGAUUAUGGUACCUUGACUACAUCGUUGGUUAGUCUACUGAAUCCGGCAAAACGAAGAUUAAAUAAAUUCGAAGAGGAGAUCGAUUUGACCUGGGUCGAUUGGAUAGCAAGGAAAAUAUUAAAGGAAGAAGAAAAUGUAUGCGCCGAGGAAAGAAGUAGUAUAAUGAAGGACUUCUUGGUUCUGAAGAACGUCGUCGUAGAAAUGUUGAAUAAGAACGAAAUCGUUCCAGAGCUUGAGAGGUUACCGGUGUCGGAUUUCGACCUCGACAAGGCCGAACGCGAACACGCGAUGAAAGUAGCUAAAGAUGCUCGAGAAGAUAAGCGAUUGGAGCACGAGUUCAAUUGCAGUUCUAUGGACCAUAUUGCUGCAUGGAUUAAAACAAAUUAUUGGGAUUUACAAAAGAUUCUUGCCAAGUCGAUCUUUUCCAUAACCGGUUAUUUCGAAGUGACGAAUUUUCCAUUCUUUGUUGAAAAUCCUAAUGUUAGAGAAGCCACUGAUUUUGCAAUAUUUCAAAGACAAUUUUUACAAAGCAUCAAUAAACCCAUUUAUUUUCGAGCAUGGCGUAUUUAUACCGAAUCUCAGUUUAAACUUGCCACGGUUAAUCCAUUACAAUUGAUUCGCGAAGACGAAAGGAUAAGAAUGAAGGAACUCUUGCAAGAUGAGGAACGUGAGAUCGACCAAGAAGAGAUAGAAGAGCAAAGGGCUUUCGAAGGUAUGACGAGCCACCGAUUCAUCGAGCCAUCCCCUUAUUAUUACUCGCAGAUGGAAUCUUAUGGGUUCUUUCAGGUGAUACUGAACAAUCAUUAUCUGAUGGACGAUUGUAAUAAACUACGAUCUUACUUCAAUAAGAUUUUUAAUGAGAUUUAUGAGAAAAAGGAACGCGAAAUGAAAGUGAUUGGGGAUAAAAUCGAAAGGAUACGUUACAUUGAUUCAGAAUUAAAAAGUAUGUUCGAUCGUUCGUUGCCAUGCUUGCCUUCAGAACCCACGUGGCAUAUUAAGGAACAACCUGAAAGAAUUAUACGAGUUUUGGAUCACGAAGUUAAGGUUAAACCUUAUAUUUCACCGUCGCAACAAGAAAUUUUAGACAAACAAGCUAUCGAAGCUGAAAGGAUCAGACAAUUGUUAUUAGCCGAUGAUUUUCGUGAACGUGCACUUAUGGCAAUGAUGGAUGGUGUAUUGGAAGUUCGAUGGGAAGACACUAUUAAGAAGGACAUACCUAAACCCAAGUGUAUGCUGAUCAAACAACCGGAAGAUUAUACGGCUGAGGAUAUUCGUGAAGUGAAAAAAUAUGAAGCUGAUGUUGAAAAUCUUUUGGAAAAUCGUGAACGUUAUAAAAAAAUGUUAGAAGCUGAUUACAUUAAAGUGGAAUCCUCAUUGCAAGAGGGCAUUGAUAAAUUUAAUUCUAAAUUAAACGAAGUAUACCUGUUGAAAUUGAAAUUGAAAGCUGCUAUCAAACAAAUGGAAUUUCGUAAGGUGCGUGGUCUUCUACGAAAUUAUACACGCAAAAAUUUGUUAAUGCCAAUGGAAGCAAUGUACAAUCGUGAGAAAAUUUUAGACAAAAAGUUUAGAUUAGAAUUUCCAUCAUUGGGUAGAUCAUCCGUGGAUCUUCUUUCACGUCAAUACAAACGUCGACCGAGAACCAAUUUAAAGAACGUCACUAUGACUGAUUUACUCGAUCUAAGUAGAUGCGUGAUUAGUCGAACGAAAUUAAUUUAUUUACCAAUCAUAUGUAAAGAAUAUUUGAAAAUCAUUGACGAAUUGGAUUUACGACCAAGUACAUUACCAUCUUCGAUAGAAGAAAAUCAUUGGGAACAUUUAAAAAAAAUACGACGUCAACGAAUCGAAUUGGAAUUGAAGAUCAAAGCACAGCAAGUAGAAAUUGAUCGAGCUGAAAGAAAACUUAGACAAACAUUGAAUCAAAUGAACGAAGACAGAAGAAUCUUUGAUUUGAACAUGGAGAUACAAAUGGUUAUGAGAAUUGGUCAGGUGGAGAUAAAUUUACGUGGUAAUUGCGACGAAACCAUAAAUGCAAUUCUGAUACCUAGAAAAGUGAUCGAGGAAGCUAACGUGUUGAUUGGUAAGGCGGGAGAAUUUAAAUUAAAGGCGGUAGGGCAUAAGAUUAAUUUUCUGAAGACGAUACGGAACAAGGAAUGGGUACAUCGAACAUUAAAGAUGCGUAUCGAUGAUCUUCAAGAUGAUUUACGUUUCAUACGAGGUACAAACGUCACUCGAGAGAUACGGAUAUAUUUGAAACGAAGGGUUAGAGGUUUGAAAGAGGACAGGACAGCCCAACGUUUGGAAAGGGAACUCAAAACCAUGCAAAAUCAUUUUGGCAAAAGCCUCGUUGAAUGGGCUAAGAGACUCAAAGAGGUCGAUGAGAAGAUCGAUAGAACCAAGAGGAAAAACGAUCUUCUCGAUCUUAUGAUAAUGAACAUGAACGUGGUAAGGUGCGAGAUGGAGCACAGCCGUGAUCUUAUCAAUGAAGAGAAGCAAAGUCGGUUCGUGGACCGGAAGAUGCAGAUGAUCACGAAGAGAUCCGAUCUGAUCAAGGAACUUCAACAUAAUUAUGUAGAACUUUUGAUUAUGCAAAAGGAACACCAGCUGUUAUGUUUGCGACGUUAUCCAACUUUUGAAGUAUUUAAAGUACUUGACGAGUAA